This is a messenger RNA of Aspergillus nidulans FGSC A4, 2325 nucleotides long. It is a transcript of the gene amdR, whose product is annotated as transcription factor amdR. Gene Ontology annotation, biological process: DNA-templated transcription; regulation of DNA-templated transcription. Gene Ontology annotation, molecular function: zinc ion binding; DNA binding; DNA-binding transcription factor activity, RNA polymerase II-specific. Gene Ontology annotation, cellular component: nucleus. NCBI's taxonomy places the organism in Eukaryota, Fungi, Ascomycota, Eurotiomycetes, Eurotiales, Aspergillaceae. The record is from RefSeq and is a predicted model, not a curated record. The coding region runs from base 1 to 2325 and encodes 774 amino acids. The transcript has 3 exons.
AUGUCCUCCACAGCGCAUCCGACGAACCUUGCACCCUCAGGAAAUGGCUCAGCUGCCUGCGUCCACUGUCAUCGUCGUAAAGUACGAUGCGACGCUCGUCUGGUAGGGCUACCAUGUAGCAAUUGUCGUUCGGCGGGGAAGACCGACUGUCAAAUCCAUGAAAAAAAGAAAAAACUGGCGGUGCGCUCGAUACUGGACCCAGUUCCGAUCCGUUGUCGGCCCCCUAACCCUGAAGAAGCGCCGAAGCCGAUAUCUUCGCUAUCACCGUCAUCAGAGCCUCCCAAUGCUUUCACAACUGCACUCCGCGCUGUUCAGUCGGAUAUCACAGCUCCGUCUGGGGUUGCGAACCGUGUCGCACAUAUCCGAAGCCGUAGUUCUCAGUACGAUACCAAAGGUACCAGAUCCAAUAAUAACUCGGGUAACAAUACUCAAUAUCAAAAUGUUCUGCCGGAGCCGGAUUCCCCGCCCUAUAGCCGCCCCGCGGCCUCAGAUCCGUCGGAGGGAGAGUCGCGUGCGGAUAUUGAGAAACGGUUGGUGAAUCUGAUUGACGGGGAAGCUUCGGAUAGUCGGGCGAUUCAAAGAGGUGUACGAGCAAUAUACGUUGGGCACGAGCUCUCGAAUAUGUCUUUCUUGAUCCGCCAACAACGUGACACGGGUGACGAUGUAUACCACUUCGCGGGAAACGAGAUACCUCGGCGGCAGCUACGAACUGGCCAUGAUCAGCUACUCAUGGAUGCUCUCACGUUACCUGAGCCUGCCCUUGCCGAUGAGCUCGUGCAUGCAUAUUUCGCACAAGUCAAUCCAGGCUACCCGAUUGUUGAAGAGGAGUUGUUUAUGUCUCAAUACCGUAACCGAGACCCGGCCGAUGCCCCUCCGAUUCUCCUCCUUCAAACUAUUCUGCUUGUCGGCGCCCAUGUCACUCGUCCGAAGUCCGAACGCGAUACACUAAAAGACAUUUUUUUCCGCCGUGCCAAAUGGCUGUUCGACAACAGGAUUGAACGGAAUCGUGACAUCCUGGUUCAGGCCGCGCUCCUAUUGACAUGGCACUCAGACCUAGCUGACGACGACGUGUCUGCCAAUGCACAUUAUUGGAUUGGAAUAGCGGCUAGGAUUGCCACUGGACUAGGAAUGCACCGUAAUCCAGUUUGCAAUUAUCCAUGCGCUAAUUUGCACGAUUCUAGCAACCUCGAGGAUUCUGAUGUCUCUCCGUUGACAUUUUCAGAUUUUGAGGGCUGCGGUGCCCGUGUACAGGCUGAUUUUGUCAUCCACUUUUCUGAGUUAUGCACGAUGAUCUCUUACAUUGUUCGGGAACGUUUUGGACUUAGAAUCAGCGCUGAACGCCGCAAGGCUGCGCUCCUUGAGGCUGACGAAGCCCUUGCAAACUGGUCACUGAGACUUCCAGAUAGACUACGUUUGAGGGCGUCAGAUAUGGACCCCUGGUCUGCCAUGCUUCAUCUCACUUACAAUAAUUUCCUAAUUCUUCUCCAUCGACCUCAUCCAAGAGCUUCAGCGUACUCGGAUGACUAUGGUCCCCACGACGCCGAAAUCUGCAGCGCAGCAGCUGGAGUGAUAGCCUCGAUUUUUGAAGAGCUUCGUAUACACGAUCGACUCAAGCAAGUCUGGUAUUCUGGCGUACACACUCUAUUCACCGCAAUGAUUCAAGUACGGGUCGAGCUCCGAUUUUCCAACCCGGUUCUUGCAAUCAAUGCCCUUCGUCGCUUUGACUCUGCUUCAUAUUCCCUCCGCGAGCUCGCCCAGUAUUGGUCUCAUGCCAGCACCAUCCUACGAUUAUUUGAGGAAUCGAGACGCCUCCAGGAAGAUCUGCGAACUACAACCAGUGACAGACCCCGUCGAUUCAGCAAUCUCAGCAAUAACUCUACAAACAGCCCUGCCUCUCAGCAGAAGAACACCUCAGGCAUUCCUCACUUGGCAAAUAUCAACUCAUCUGAUGCUACACCACCCAGCGCCCCUAGCAUACCCCCUCUACAACCAAGCAGUCAGCUAUCCUACGAAGUCCCAACAACCGAAUCUGCUCACCAUAAUCCACGCUCGCAACCCACGUUAAGUGCUCAUACUCACACCUAUACAACCCAACCGUUUGACACCUGGAUUCCAUCUAACAACCUGACACCUAUGGACACAGUCGAUAAUUCACGCGAAAUGCUUGACUGGCGCCAGCUGUUUUCCUUCACCGAUCUGGAGGGACCAGUCCUUCCUUCAACUAUGGAAGGGAUAACCGAGCUGGAAGACGAGUGGCGCCAGAUUUACUGGCAAGAAACGCCGAUGUCGGAUCUCUUGCAGGAUGGUGGGUGGAUGCAUGGGUAA